AUGUCAAAUGCUUUCGCCGUAACAACAGUACUGCUGCUACUUGUAUUGGUAGAUAUCAUGGGCAAUUCGCUUGUUUGUGCGAUAAUAUGGAAAAAUAGAAAUUUAAGGACGCCCAUAAAUGUUCUAAUUUUUAACCUCGCUGUGGGGGAUGCCCUCUUCGCAGCAUUGAUUGCACCAAAACUGAUUGUGAGUGUCAACUUAAGGCACCCAGAAGGUUGGAUUGGUUCGAUUUUGUGCACGUUCAUUACUGGUGGAGGCUUUGCAUGGAUUGCCGCAUUUUGUUCCACUUAUACUCUGGUUGCAAUCGCCGUGGAAAGAUAUUAUGCAGUAAUUGAUCCGCGUGGCAAAAGAUGGACACUCACCAAUCGUAAACUGAAGAUUAUGAUAACUGCCGCCUGGAUUAUUUCAGCGAUGUACAACAUCCCCAAUAUCACUUACAUGAGAGUCGCCAACGGCGUAUGCUAUGAAAUGUGGCCCGACGAUUGGAAGAUAAAGGCUUUCUCUUUGUCUGUCACCACGCAAGUAAUUAUUGCCUUAGUUUUGAUGGUUUCGCUGUACUCCAGAGUUAUUUUUGCCUUGUGGUUUAAACGAAAUGGUACUGAUGCGGUGACAUCUCAGCAAAAAGGUAUGAUGAGAGUCCGGAAGCGGGUCACUUUAAUGGCUGUAGUCGUCAGCAUCAUUUUCGGAAUAAGCUGGGGCACAAUCCAGUUCCUUUAUACUUUGCAUUUAUUCUCUUCUUAUCAGAUGAAUCAUAUUAUGUAUGCAGUUUCCAACUUGAUGGUAUUAUUCAACUCUGCUAUCAACCCUUUCGUAUAUGCCCUGCUCAACCACAACUUCAGACGGAAAGUGAAGGCAAUUCUCCGAUACCCCAAAGCAAAAGUUGACGUGACGAGUCAGAUACAAACCUACCAUGUUGUCAACACAAAAAAGCCUUCAAAUAUUCGUGAUUCUUCAAACAAUUUUAGGGCGUCUGAAACUUAGGAUCGAAAUGAUAAAUUGUACUUUUUUCUGACUUUACAGUCAACUUACACCUUCUCUAGAAUUCUGAAACGUAUCUUAUUAGACGUUAUGGUGUGUACUAUCGCUGAGUAUUUUUAUAAGUUGUGCCGAAUUUUGACGAGCUGAUAGGGCGAGUAAAAAUUCAAACAACGAGUAAAACUAAUUCGACGAUACUACACACUAAAACGUCUGAAAAGUCAUCCAACUGUCCAAAUAACCGUAGAAUAUCGCAGGAUAUUUGUAUUCCAUUCGCGCAUUAUUUGUACUCUACUUUGUGCCGUUGGAUAAAAAAAUAGUAUAGUGCAGUUGUUGGUUUUGUCUAUAUAUUCCACCUCCAGUGACGUAAAGGAGUUUGAACACUCCUACCAGCUUGCGCAUGAUCAGAACGAACCAAUCACCAGUUUAUGGAAAGGCUGCGUAGACAGCUAUAUGGAAUGGCGGUUCUAGGAAAACAGACAAGAAGUCGUCCCCGCCCGUGGCUUACGAAAUCAAGAUUGAAGACAAUAUUUUCGGUUCCCUCACAAACUUGAACAAACCUUUUGGUUCUUCAAAUGAAA
Messenger RNA from Pocillopora verrucosa, 1556 nucleotides. Its product is annotated as QRFP-like peptide receptor. The record is from RefSeq and is a predicted model, not a curated record. NCBI's taxonomy places the organism in Eukaryota, Metazoa, Cnidaria, Anthozoa, Scleractinia, Pocilloporidae. Gene Ontology annotation, cellular component: plasma membrane. Gene Ontology annotation, biological process: G protein-coupled receptor signaling pathway; cellular response to hormone stimulus. Gene Ontology annotation, molecular function: neuropeptide Y receptor activity; peptide binding.